Molecule: messenger RNA, 1638 nt
Organism: Penicillium soppii
Lineage: Eukaryota; Fungi; Ascomycota; Eurotiomycetes; Eurotiales; Aspergillaceae
Product: putative pH signal transduction protein PalI
Exons: 4
Coding region: 1-1638 (545 amino acids)
Cellular component (GO): plasma membrane; cell division site; growing cell tip
Source: RefSeq, a predicted model, not a curated record
AUGUUGUUCAAGCCUGCGACACCCCUCACCAUCUUGCUACUAAUCGCCUUCGCGCUAUUACUACUUUCAUGUCUCUCGACCCCAAUCAUUAAAGGGAUUCCCUUAGCAACAUUCCAGGAUGUCGAUUAUGGCGUCUUUGGUUAUUGUAAAGGCAACACCUGCACCAAUAUCCAUGUGGGAUACACCAGCAAUGACAUCAGUAGUACCGGCGACGGUGACGAUUUCAAUCUGCCAUCCAGUACUCGAAAGUCGCUCUCCUCGAUCCUCAUCAUCCACCCCGUCGCUGCCUUUUUGACCCUCAUCUGUCUCUGCCUAGCCGCCGCCGCCCACUUCCACGCCCCCUCCCACUCGCCGCGCUUCCUCUUGGCUCUCCUGAUCUUGCUGCUGCCAACACUACUGGUCACACUCUUGGCCUUCUUGGUCGAUAUCUUGCUCUUUGUGCCGCAUCUAGGAUGGGGUGGUUGGAUUGUCCUGGCGGCGACCAUCAUCCUCGUCUCUUGCGGGGUGGUCACCUGCGCAAUGCGCCGAACCCUUGUGAGCCGUAAGGCAAGAAAGCGCCGGAUCGCGGAAAACGCCGAGAUGAGCGGAGAGAAUUACUACAACCGACAGAAUGCCCAGCAAUUCGUUGCGCCGGUUUCGGUUCCUGCUGAGCCCAAGGAGCCUUUUGUGUCCGACUCCCUCACCUCCGAGUCCGGUCCGACAUUCGCAACAUUCCCAGCGGAAAGGCACGACAGUGACGAUGACCGCACACCUCUCAAUUCACGGACACCAUUGAGUGACAUCCCCGCACCCCCGGACCGUCGUGGUACCCCCUACCACGCUCAGCAAGAUGAGUUGGGCAACAUGCAGUCCCAGAGCGCGGGUCCAUACGGUGGUAGUUCUAUGUCGCGUAAUCCCUCCGACCCGCGGCUUCGUCCUCAGUAUUCGAAUGGCAGUAUGGGUUCUCGAAGGGGCGGAGCGCCGCCCGGCUUCAAUGGACGCGGGCGAGGUGGAUACCCACCCCGGGGUGGACGUGGAGGACCCUACAUGGGACCUCCUCGCGGGCCUUCCCCUGGCGCACGAGGUGGCUACGCAGGGCCCAUGGCAGGCCGUGGAGGCCGCAGCGGAAUGCCACCAGGUCGAGGGCCACCUGUCGGGUAUGGGCCUGGUCCCGCCGGGCCUCCCAGCAGCUUCGAUGCAUACGGCCAGCCUGUAUCGCCUCCCCAAGAUGACCCUUACGGGUAUGGAUCAUCCCCAGGCCCGAUGCGCCAGCCCUCUCCGGGGCCUAUUGGUAUGGCCGUGUCACCAGAGACAGUGGGCCAGGCGAUUGAAAUGACGCCGCAAGCCCGGCCCCAAUAUGGCACACAAGAGCCUAUGAGUAGCGUACCACAUGCGCUAUCCACUGAUAACUACAAUGCUUCCCUUGAAAGUCCAACAAGCAUGUAUAGCCGCCCUGAGUCAUAUGUUCCCCCUCGCGCAGGCUGGGGUGCCAACGACCGUCGUACAUUAUCUCCACGGCCGCCCGGCUCAUCUCCUCAAUCUGGUAACCUGGGCACGAAUUACUACGAAGAUGUGGAUCCCCGGUUUGCUCGUCAGCCAUCACCCCACAACGAUUCUGCAAUCCCCACAUCUUUAACCCCCGGAGGCGCUCACUAUUAA